GCACCACCAGUCACUCCCUCUGCCCUCUUCUUCCUCUCUUAUUCGUCUGAGGUUAAGACCGCGGCUGUUUCUUGCCAUCUCCUGGACGGCACGCCACGCAUCACUCUUCCUCGCCACGUCAAGAGCGGUCCCCCCGUCCGUAGUGUUCUUCUGCUCCUCCCCCCCCUGCCAGUACUCCCUGCCAGCUGCACUCUUCCUCUUGUCCCUGUUGUUUUUCUGCAACGGAAGGGUUGUUACAGCGCGCCAUUUUCGUGACGGACAAACGCUUCUUCGAACCGAAAGGGCAAGAAAAGGCAACGCCCACAGGAGGAAGGAGCAGCAGCAGCACAGCAGCAGCAGCACAGCAACAGCAGCACGCCCCUUUUACCUGCUCGGGAACAGGGAAGUUGCAAUUUCCGUUGUGAGGCAGCUGAGCGGUCCAGAAAAAUGGCUGGGGCAGUUGACGUGCAGGUUGCGCGGGAAGAGGUGUUUGAAGGCUUUGGGAAGCAUGGGGCAGCAGCAGGAGCACCAGCACAGCAGCACCAGCGUUGCGGACACGCAGGAGCACCACCACUACCAGCGGCGGCAGCAGCAGUAGCAGACCAGAGCGCUCCUGUUGUUGCCAACGCACGGAGCGACGCCGUGCCUCAGGGCGAGGCGCACGUGGCCGCCGGGACGGGCGAGCCCGGCACGAGUUCAUCGCUCGAGCCCUCAUCAACGGAAGCGGCUGCUGUGGGCGGCAUGGCAUCUGACCAGCAGGGCAAGCAAGUAGGGCCGAUCGUUGUGGCAAGACACACGAGGCUCGCGCCGUACAAGCCCGGCAAGAUGACGGUAGUGUUAGACAUGGACGAGUGUCUGCUGCACAGUAAGUUCCACGGGCCGGGGGCGGCCUCGGAGGCGUACAGACAGCUGGAGGAGCGACCGAACGCGGUCAACGAGGUCAACAGCUUUUGGGUUGCCCUCGAUGAUGGCGACACUGCGCAGGUGAACAAGCGACCUGGCUUGGACCCGUUCCUGGAAGCGUUGGCGAGAGACUACAACACAAUUGUGUUCACGGCGGCCAUGCCCGACUACGCCGGGCCGGUGUUGGAUUACAUCGACCCAAAGGGCACCCUCUUCCACCGCCGACUCUACCGCAGCAGCUGCAGACAGGUGAAGGGUGCCUUCCUGAAGGACCUCUCGGUGCUCGGCGUGGAGUCAACGGACAUGUCCCGGACCGUGCUGGUGGAUAACAACCCGCUCUCCUUUAUCUGCCAGCCGACGAACGGUAUCCUGGUGGCCUCGUUCUACGACGACCCGAACGACACCGCCCUCGCCAGCGUGAUGCAGCUCAUCCGGCACCUGGACCAGGCUGGAGACGUGCGCCCCAUCCUUAAGGACAUGUUCCGCCUCGACACUCUCCUCGGCGAGUACCGAGCGGCCCUGUUCGACGACGAAGAUGAUGCCGACGUCGACGUCGACUGCAUCCUGGACGACGAUGACGAGGAGGAGGACUUGUUGGAAGGGUGUUUGGAGGCGGGGCAGCAGGAGAGAACAGAGGCGGCGGCGCCGCCCGGCCGGGACGAGAAGGGACUUCUUUUGGACGUUCUGGUGGCAGAGCAGGAGCAGCAGCAGCAGCAGCAGGAGGGCAGCGCUAACGACGACCGGCAGCAGGAGCUGCAGGGUGAAGACGUGGAGUGCCUGAAGGACGACGAUGAUGAUGAGUCGGUGAAGACGGAGGCGUGUUCGGAGGGGUCGGGGGACUCGUCCCUGGGCGACGAGUCCCUCACCUCCAGGGAGGAGAUGGAGCUCGAGCUCGAGUUCUGAGAUCCAUCGUCGUACUAAUCUAA
Messenger RNA from Ectocarpus sp. CCAP 1310/34, 1808 nucleotides. NCBI's taxonomy places the organism in Eukaryota, Phaeophyceae, Ectocarpales, Ectocarpaceae. The record is from the annotation of a GenBank genome assembly.